Lycium barbarum (goji berry) is the source of this 2862-nucleotide messenger RNA. RefSeq lists its product as uncharacterized. The record is from RefSeq and is a predicted model, not a curated record. The coding region runs from base 109 to 342 and encodes 77 amino acids. The transcript is spliced from 4 exons. NCBI's taxonomy places the organism in Eukaryota, Viridiplantae, Streptophyta, Magnoliopsida, Solanales, Solanaceae.
CUAAGGUUUCAUAACCCUAGCCUCGCCACCCUACCCCUCCUUCUCUCUUCUUGUCCUAUCGUCGGUAUAGGCGUGCCUAUGAUCGUAUUAGGCGUGUGAGGCGCGGCUAUGGCAGAGAAAAGGAUGAAACAUUUAUGGCUUCAUCGUUUUCACGAUUUUCUCCACCAAAAUUCGUCCAAACAUCUCAUGAAAGUUUGUGAAUUGGAAGCACAAAGGCUCCAACUUCAUUCUUGUUCACGGCUGCUCACCAAAAAGAGUGAAAUGAUUGGUGAAUUGGAAGCACAAAGGCUCCAACUUCAUUCUUGUUCACGGCUGCUCACCAAAAAGAUUGGCUUAGAUUAAACAUUUGAGGAAUCAUUACUAGGAAUUAAGAUUGAUCCAAGAUUGUUUAUCUGAUUGCUUACAUGAUAUGCUUCUGUAAUCCAUUUUCCUGCAAGUCUUGAGUGUACAUAUAUGUAUGGAUUGGCAUUAGCUCUAGUUAGUAUGUAAGAUUGUUAUAUGCUAGGAUUUGUAAAAGGAAUGUGAGCUAAGCCAUUAUUUCUAAAUGUUGGCCUUAAGUUACAAAACUCUUCCAAGGCUCUUCUCUGAAACGAAUCAGUACAAUGCUCAAAGGGGAAACGUUCCUGCUAUGUCCAUUCUUGAGUUGUUUUGUACUUCUGAUUUGAAUUCUAAGUAUUUGCUUAUAUGGUUAGAAUCACUACUUGACUGUUUGCCUUUCUGCAUCUCUGAGAAUACCCUCCCUAUGUGCUGAAUUACCAUUGCUUGCUAAUCUAGUUGUGUGCAUCUCUGGGACUGGGUUGAAUAGAUCUUAUGACAAGGCAUGACUUGUAGGGAGUUUAGACCUAUUUGUGAUGAUUCUGUGAAGUUAAAAGGACCUGAGUAACCUGCCUAUGGCAAGCUGACCCAUGCUAUGACUUUGAAUAACUCAAUGAAACCUUGAGGAGGUUGAGAAAUGGUUAUGACCCUAACUUAAAUGAUCAUGUAUGUUUAUAUGUGCAUGUAUUUGAAACUUUUUGGAUUGAAUUCUUGGCUGUGAAUAGUUUGAGAAACAAAUUUCCACAUGAUCACAAGGGACUGAAAGUGAGUUAAGACCACAUGACCUGAGAUGAGCCUUUUUAAAAAGUGCCCUAGAGAAAGGAAUAAGGGAGAACCAAGCCUAGCUUGGUUCAUAACACCUUUCCUUCAUAUAAAGGGAAACAUGGCACAUCUACGACCUGUGGGCUUGUAUGCUCAUUGUAAAGGACCUUAGGAUCACAUGGAUUCUAUUACUGGACCAAAAGAGACCCCAGAUUAGAGUUAAGUAUACAUUUAGGAAUGAUUGAUGGUUUGAUUAAAUAAGGAGUUUAAGUGUGCAUAUGUGUUUAAUUUAGGCACAAAAGGAAGGCUUAACAUAGAUAUGAAACUAGGAUGUUAAAUAUUGAAUCAUUAAAAGUCAUUAGGGACAUGAGAUCCUUUUCUGCAAGAACUCAGCCAACGAAGCAUGUUUGUCUUUUCUUUGAACCCCUUCCCUUUUUUUUUUUCUGAGUUUAUAAUUCCCGCAUGAAUCUUACAUAUCCUUGCCACAUAUUGUCGUCCUUAUGUUAAAGCUCAACUGGACCUUAAAAGAUGUAAUACUUACCCUUUCCAUGCCCCUAUACUUGUUUAUAAUUUUUCUUGUCCAUGUCGCGUUUGCUUGUCUAAAUAGCACUACUAUCUCUACAUGAUACCAUGUCUUGUAUACAAUAACCUAGACACAGAAAAGUUUUAGUUCUUCAUCUGCAAUGCCUGUUUACUUGUGCCAUGAGUCUCAUUUCCGGUGUGUCUCAUUUUCUAAUCAAUAUGUUACUGUUUCUCAUAGCGCCCCAUUUUGUGUCUGAUAUGUUGGGUGAGAUAAAUGAUCCUCCCAUGCCUGCAUCACUUUGAGUUUUGAAUUUAUCCUCGAGUCUGAAUUAAAUCGACUACUAUACCGUACAUGCUAGAAUUUGGGUAUUGGUGUCCACGUAGGACUUUAUGACUUAUCUGGUUUGGAGUGUUUGUUUGAAUGGUCUAUGUCUAAGUAUGGUCUUUGUGCAGGUUAGGAUUCAUGUCUGGUGCAAAGGGCAAGAUUUCGCCAAUCAAUUGAGAUAAGAGCCUUAGAACCUAUUUAGGGAUGAAUAUACAUAAGGAGUAUACCUUAGGUCCUUAGAAAAGGGAGAGUAUACAUCUAAUAUACACCUGGUGUAGACAUGAUAUACGACUUAAUGUGUAUAUCUAGGAUAUAUUGUGUCUAAAAGGAGGAGAAUCUCAUUCAGUUUCAAUUGCAAGCUUAGUGUUCAACUACAGCUUUAGAAUCGACCUGGCCCAGUGCAAGUUUUGCAAGGUAGAGGCAAACCUAAAAACCUUAAGACAAAAGAAAGAGGGCUCAGCUAUUUUAUCUCCAGUACUUAGCCUUGGGCUGUAGAGGCCCAAUGUUAUAUAUUCACAUUGUUCCUGAUUAUUCUAUAUGCAUAUAUAUGUGUGCAUUAUACAUUUAUAUUUAUAUGAGUGAAGUACAAAAAAUUAUAAACUAACUAGGUCCCUCUUUUUUUUCCCAUCCUCCUCACUGCAUGGCCACUUUGAGCCGAGACCAGUUAACUUGUUGGGCCAAAGGCCCAACCGGCGAAUUCUUUCAAUAUAAAUCGAGUCCGAAGAAGAAUAAAAAUGGAAGCAAAUAUUGUAUGCAUAGAAGGCCCUGCCAUGAGUGAAAAUGGCCAACAAGGGGCUUGGUACGCCCCUAGCCUUCCCUCCCUUUUAUUGUCAUUUGUUUAUUUUGCUUUCUUUAAAGUGCAAUUUUGUUGUAUACUUGUAUUUUGCACAAAGUGUUAAAAAACUCAGACACAUAUAUUGGAAUCUUUAUUAUUUGAA